Messenger RNA from Tympanuchus pallidicinctus (lesser prairie-chicken), 3081 nucleotides. RefSeq names its product mitochondrial ribosomal protein L30 (gene MRPL30). The record is from RefSeq and is a predicted model, not a curated record. The transcript is spliced from 6 exons. Gene Ontology annotation, cellular component: mitochondrion; large ribosomal subunit. Gene Ontology annotation, molecular function: structural constituent of ribosome. The coding region runs from base 75 to 557 and encodes 160 amino acids. Lineage: Eukaryota; Metazoa; Chordata; Aves; Galliformes; Phasianidae. Gene Ontology annotation, biological process: translation.
UUCACCGCUGCCCUUCCUCCCUCGGAACCCAAGCGCUGCGGUGGCGGUGCCCGGCCGGAAGGCUGCACACCGACAUGGCGGCGGGCCGGGGCGGGUUGCGGCUCGGCGCUGCCUGGAAGGCGGUGCUGGCGAGAAGACCGGAAGGCAUCGUGCCCGCGCCAUGGGCUCGGCACAAGUUCACCAAAUCGAGAAUUCCCGAGUCGGUGUUUCAGCCACGGCCUGGAGAUCAUGAGAAGUAUGGAGGUGACCCCGAGCAGCCCCACAAAGUUCAUAUUGUUACUAGGAUCAAAAGUGUAAUCGGCCGCCCAUAUUGGGAGAAGAAGAUCAUACAUGAUCUUGGACUGGAUAAGGCACAUCAACCAAGACUGCACAAAAAUAUCCCUUCUGUGAAUUCCAGACUGAAAGUUGUUAAACAUCUGAUAAGAAUACAGCCGUUGAAACUACCAUAUGGGUUGCCAACAGAAGAGGAAAUGGCAGACACCUUUCUUACAAGCAAGGGAGAGCUUAUCAUUAAACAGCGUCUGAAACCCGUGGAGCAGGAAGAAAUUAAGUCAUGAGGAGAUGUGCUCCAGCCCUACAAUCAUCUUUGUGUCCCUCCUCUGGACCUGCUCUAACACUUCCGCAUCCUUCUUGUGCUAGAGGCCCCAGACUGGGGGUAGAAGAAGGGGCUCAUGAUUGGAGAGCAGAGGGGAACAGUCACCUCCUCACCCUGAUGGCCAGCUUUCUUUUGAUUUCACUUUUUUCACUUUUUUUUUUUUGUAGUCUUUAUGAAGGUUAAUGCUUUUCACCUGCUAACAGAGAUCUGGAAACCCUGAAGCGUAUUUGUUUGAUGCAAGUUAGCAGUUAAGAGCUCCAAGCAUAAAAAAUAAGACCUUUCACUGGAGUGUCUUGGAUAGUACUGUGUGCAAUGAUUUAAAGACUGCUUUUAUUUACUAUUUAAGAAUUGUGGCUAAAAUUAGGAAGCUGCUGCUAUAUCAAGUGAUAAAGUAGUUUUCAUUCCAGCAAGCAUAAAUUCCAUCGUUUAUUGUGCUGUGAGCCUCUCCCACACUAGAGACAUUGUAGAGGAGCUAAUCUUAAUUACUGUAUGUUGUGGAAAGAUCAGAGGGAUACAGUGGCUGAAAAUGAAUGUUUAUCCUUUCUGCAUGCUUGCAAGGAAGAGUAAAAGCCUGUAGAAGUUCUAAGGAGUAUACAUUAUCAGUAGAAGGACAUAACAGCUAGAUAUGCUGUGUGCAGAAAAAAGGCAAAGGAUAGGAUAUAGUAGUACAUUAAAGGGUGAGAUGGCCCCUGAAGACAGGCCAAAGACAGAUGUGGGUUGAGUUGAAAAACCUCAGUUUCUCAAAAAACUACAGGCUGCAAUCAGGACACAGAAAAGACUGAAGGAUAUAGAGUAGCAAGGGAAAAAAUGAGACAGAUAAAUUGUGUGUUGUUUUUUUUUGUUCUCUGUCCUUCAUUUCAGUGUCUGCACAACAUCUUGUGCUGUAGUGUAACUGCAGUUUGUAUGGUGGUUUCUGCAUUCCCACAGGGAGGUGCUUGGUAAAGGUGAAGUUUCAGCCCUUAUGAAGGACAUGUUGUUCAUCUGCCUUGUUGCUGAGGGACAGCAGAUACAAGGCCUGCUCUAGGAAUAGUAGCCUAAACUGACAAAGCCAGGGAUUCUAAAGUCUUAGCAAGUGUGUUUGGGAUGUGUCUGCAGCAGUGCAGCCUGGUGAAUCUCCAACAGAGGGUGCACUGCCAGUUUUGUUUUACACAACAUAUACAAAUACAGGAUCUCUCUCUGUUACUAUACAGAUCUCUCAAUUCACUGUACAGACACUGCAACCUUCAGAAGUACUGAAAUGUAAACUGAAAAAGAUGUAUUAAUGACCAGGCUAGCUUAGUACUGUGCACAGCUUAUGUAUUUGAUAAACUGCCUGUGAUAGAGCAGAGCUAGUCCCUGCUUCCCAAGUGCAGAAAAUGGAAAACAUUUGGGACAGUUCCUAUUCUUUAUGGGUAAGGAUUAGCUACAAGAAAUGUAUGCCAUUGACAGACUGUCAGUUUUCAUGAGAAAAGAAAUUACAUUUUCUUAACAUUUUUAACAUAUGUGUCAGUUUGGUUGUUUCUGAAAUACUAUCUGCUCUAAGGUCGCAACAGCUUGCAGUGAGAAUUUCUCAGAUUUUCUGUGUGUAAACAUAAGUUCUCUAAAGAUUUAUCCUCAGGUGUAAAACUUGAGCCGAACAAAGUGCAAAAAGCUACUGUGUGUUAACAUAGUCCCCAUGUAAAUCCUCCUGAAGCACAGGUAAGAGAUACAGGCUUUUUGCAUAGGGAACAAAGAAGCUGACAUAAGAUGGGAGAAUAAUUCAGGUUGGAAGGUACCUUGCAGGUCUUUGGUCCAAUAUCCUGCUCUACAGCUCAGCUAUGCUCAUGGGGGAAAGAUGCAGAUGCAGAAUACAGUCUUACCCUGUGUGAGCUUCUCUUUCAGCUCAUGCCUGUUGUCAUUUAUCCUCCCACCUUCCACCGCUGUGAGGAGCUUGGCUCCAUCCCCUCCAUUAUCCCUCCCAGAUACGAGGCAUUCCCUCCCAAAGCUGUCCUGCCUCAUGAGACAAGUCCUCCAGCCCCACGCACCCUGGGGGCUCUCUGCUGCCAACCUCACUCUACUUCAUUUGUCUUCCCUUUGCCCAAAACAGCUCUGUUCUAGAAAUGAACUGGAGAGUGCUCAGCAGAUGCAAGUAAUCUCUUCCUUCAGCGGAGCUGCGCUUUUGUUCAUACAGUCCAGGGUGUCUUCAGCCUCCUUGGCUACUUGGGCACAUUGCUAGCUUGUGUUAGGCUUGCUUGUUGGACAGGAUUGAUUCGCUAUGUCUGCUUGCCAUAGAACUUGAAAUAUAUUAAAAUGAAUCAAACAAAUCUUUGGUGCAAUGUCUGGUACCAAUAUAGAAACAUACAUAUGUAGAAAUGCACUAUUUUAAGAAGAUUUUUGAAAAUUCUUUUGCUGAGGAUAUUUUAAAUGACAAAUAUGAAAGAUCUGUAAUAGAACUAUAAAAAUGCAUGGUUGAAAAACCCCCACAGUAUUCAUUAUCUUUUGUAGCUCCUAGUGAUACACUUGCUGCU